Molecule: messenger RNA, 516 nt
Organism: Dracunculus medinensis (Guinea worm)
Lineage: Eukaryota; Metazoa; Nematoda; Chromadorea; Rhabditida; Dracunculidae
Source: the annotation of a GenBank genome assembly
AUGCGACUUUGUUUACGACUUCUUCGGCCAGCAGCGAAUCAGAAUAUCCCAACACCGAAGUUGUGGCAAGAUCCCGUCCUUGGCUAUUUUGAAACUCAUGGAAAAACUGAAUUUCUUCCAAAUGAGGAAUAUAAUCUUACAGAAGAUGAAAAAAAAGCUGUAUUAUGGAGAUAUCGCGUAAAAGAAAUUCUAAAAAAGGAGUAUUUGAGACGAGAAUAUGAUCCGCAAAACUUUAAAUAUAAGGCUGGAGUAGUAAUUGAUCCAGCUAUGUUUCGCUGGUAUGCAGCUGAUAUGACUCAAGCCGAAUUUUUUCGAGCUACCCCUCGGACGGUCUUCUUGUACUGUGGUCUUACCUAUUUCUUAUUCUUUCUAUAUUGCAGAUUAAUGAUGGAUGGAGAUCGAAGCAAUGAAAAAUGUUUGGAUGGCGAAUUAUUAUGGUGGGAUCGGCAAGAUGGUAGACUCAUUAAAUCGUGUGGCAGUGGUCAUUUUUCGCCGAAUUAUGGAUGUCUUUAUUAA